CAUUUCCUUGGGAAGAAAAAAAUAAGAGGAAAAGAAGAAGAAAAGGAAAAUCUUUUAGGCUUUGAGAAUGAUGAGUGAAGAGUAUCAUGCGGCUCUGCAACAGAUCGCAUUAUAUUUGCUCGGCGAGUCCUACACUCCUGCCAUUUCCUCUGCGGGAGUAGACGAGACUGCAUUGCCGUCAGAUCACGGAGAACAUUUGAAAGCGGGCGGCGGCACCAGACGCAGUGAAAGUGACAGUUACAUUUCGUCGCUUAAGAUUUCUGUUCCCGUUAAGAGACGCUACAGAGGAGUGCGACGCAGGCCAUGGGGGAAAUUUGCGGCGGAGAUUCGGGACUCCAGCAGGCAUGGAGCCCGCACUUGGCUCGGCACUUUUAGUACAGCGGAGGCCGCCGCUGCUGCAUAUGACCGUGCCGCUUUCAGAAUGAGAGGAGCUAAGGCUUUGCUUAACUUUCCCCUUGAGGCCAACUCCCACACUGAGUCUCGCUCAGGGUGUGGUCACGUGGAGGCCAAAAGCACAAGAAAUGAAGAUGAAAAGUAAGUUGUUGGAAAAGUGAUGUGAACGUAACGCUGAGUCCCUUGUAUAUAUUUUGUUGAAAGUAAGUUGUUGGAAAAGCUAUGGGAACGUAACGCUGAGUCUCUUGUAUAUAUUUUAUUAUUGCAUAAUAACAACUCCUCCCCUGUUUCUCUCA
This is a messenger RNA of Cryptomeria japonica (Japanese cedar), 689 nucleotides long. Its product is annotated as ethylene-responsive transcription factor 14. The transcript has a single exon. NCBI's taxonomy places the organism in Eukaryota, Viridiplantae, Streptophyta, Pinopsida, Cupressales, Cupressaceae. Gene Ontology annotation, molecular function: DNA-binding transcription factor activity; DNA binding. The coding region runs from base 68 to 538 and encodes 156 amino acids. The record is from RefSeq and is a predicted model, not a curated record. Gene Ontology annotation, biological process: ethylene-activated signaling pathway; regulation of DNA-templated transcription.